This is a messenger RNA of Besnoitia besnoiti, 2397 nucleotides long. RefSeq lists its product as uncharacterized. NCBI's taxonomy places the organism in Eukaryota, Apicomplexa, Conoidasida, Eucoccidiorida, Sarcocystidae. Gene Ontology annotation, molecular function: pseudouridine synthase activity; RNA binding. Gene Ontology annotation, biological process: mRNA pseudouridine synthesis; tRNA pseudouridine synthesis. The transcript has 8 exons. The record is from RefSeq and is a predicted model, not a curated record. Gene Ontology annotation, cellular component: nucleus. Bases 1 to 2397 code for a protein of 798 amino acids.
AUGGGGGAGUUCAAUCCGCUCUUCGAUGACGAUUCAUCGUCGGCCUCUCCCAUCUCGCCUCCGGCUCCGUCCGCUGCUGUUCAUUUCCCGCACGAGGGCGCUCUGCCCUCGUCCUCUCCUGCUGAGGCCGCUGAGUUCCCGUCUGAGAUGCAGUGCGCCGACAACGAACCAAAAUCUCUCUCUUCUUCUGUUCCGAAGUCUCCAGCGCAGCCGCAUCACCCCAGCGCAGAAAAGCGUCCGCGCGAGAGCGAAGACGCCUCCGCGGAGUCGGGUUCGCCGUUUCCCGCUGCGCAUGGCGGGGACGCGGCGAAGAAGAAAAAGCGGAAGCAGUUCCAGCGUGCCCGCAACUCCGAGAAAGUCCGUUUCCUCAAACAGAGGAGGAAGGAGAGACUCGAGAAGCACUCGGAGCUCCUUCUGCUUCGCGAGCAGCUGGAGAGCCGGAAGAGGGACGGAAACGCGGCUGAAGGCAAGGAAUCGAAAAACGCCGGAGGCGACGAGCAGCACUCCCCCAAGGUUCCCAAGAAAAAAUACGCGCUUCUCUUCGGCUACAACGGCGAGGGCUUCCACGGGCUGCAGAAGCAGCUUCAGCCGCUCGAGACGCUGCUGGCGCUGCAGCGCGAGCUGUCGACCGGCGCCUUCGCCGCGACGCCCCUCGUCGACGAAGACGCGACCGCGGGCGACGAGGUCGAGGAGACCGACGCCCCGGAUAUCUUCACCCCGCGUGAAGGCACAUCCGAGGCCGCCCCUGAGCCGGCUUCCACCGCCGCUGCCAAGGAAGCAGCGACUGCCACGAGCGCGGCCUCGUCGGCUGUGGUGCCCCUGCGGACGGUGGAGGGCGUACUGGAGGAGGCACUGCUGGCGGCGGGCGGCAUCGCGGCGUGUCAUGUUGGCUGUCUGCAGAAGCUCCAGUGGUCGCGCGCAGCUCGUACCGACCGCGGCGUCCACGCCGCCUGCAACGUCAUCUCGCUGAAACUCAGUCUCGGCCUCGUUGACGCCUUCCUCAGGAAGGAGUCGUGCCUCACAGAAGCUGCAGACACGCUGGAGUUCGACCCCGAUGGUGACGCCGAGGCCGCGAAAGACGCCGAGGCCGCUGGCGCCGAUGGCGAGAAGCAGCCGCAGAAGACAGAGGCGGAAAGGCAGGCGCAUCUUGCCUGGCAACGCGGGCGCGAGGCGGCGUUCCUCGACCGACUCAACGAGGCGCUGCCCGCAGACAUUAAGUGCUUCGCCGUCAAGCGUGUGACGAAAAACUUCGAUGCCAGGAUUUCCUGCUCGCGCCGUCGGUACGCCUUUCUGCUUCCCGCGUGGCUCCUCCAGCCUGUCGCCGUCCGACGGGAUCUCCGCAAGGUCUUCAAUCUGUAUCACGCACGAUCGGCCUCUCUUCCCUCGUCGCCUCCUCUCUCCGAAGGUGCGGCAGCGGCCUCUGCAUCGCCCCUAUCCGCGGAGGCGCGGGCCUGUUUGAAGCUCGCACUCGCCUCGGGGGCGGCCGAGGGCGAGGCGGCUGCGGAGACAGCCAGCGCGCCGGGCGAGUGCGGCCCCGCGGCGGGGACGGAGGGCGUGCAGAGUCCGAGUUCUUCGGAGAAGGCGCGCGCCGCAGAAGCCGUGAAGGCAGAGGGCAGAUUCCACCUGGGCGAGCGGCUCCUCGGCGGCCCGCCGCCGGUCAUCUCCAGCGCCGCGCUGCAAGACACGGCCUACGCACACCGCAGCGUCUUCGAGGACGACGGUCACACCCCCCUGCCGAAGCCUCUCUCGACGCCCGAGCUGGCGGAGCGCCUGCGGGCGGUGUUCAAGGUCUUCGAGGGCACGCACUCUUUUCAGAACUUCACAAAGGGCGGCAAGAACAAAGACACCUCGCCAGCAGCCUUCAAGCGCCACAUUCACCGCACCUCGGUCUCAGUGACAAAGCUGGAUGGCGUCUCCGACGACAUCCUCGUCGUCGAGCUCGAGGGUCAGUCGUUCCUCUUCAACCAAAUUCGGAAGAUGAUCGGGGUCGCCGUAGAGGUCUGCCGCGGAACGGCGACAGUAUCGAGCUUAACAGACUCGCUUCGUCCGAAUCGCAAGAACGUUUUCAUUCACACAGCGCCUGCGGAAGGUCUCCUGCUUCUCUCGCCCGUGUAUGACACCUACAACCGCACGCGCGCUGCUCCGCCCGAGCUGCCGCUGAUUGAGGUUGCGUCUCUGGAGGACGAAACAUCCGCCUUCCAACGCGCGGCGAUCCUGCCUUGUAUCGCGCGAUCCUUCUCGACUUCUGUGUGGAGCGACUGGCAAGAGAAUAUCAACUGGCAUCCCUUUUUCCUCGAAAACAUCUCUUUUCACGACGCCCGCGAGCUUGCAGAGGGCCAGGAAAAGAACCGCUCCCAGGCAGACCCGCGGGCGCUCCGCCAAGAAGCUCGCAUGUGA